This is a messenger RNA of Pelobates cultripes (western spadefoot toad), 22513 nucleotides long. The record is from the annotation of a GenBank genome assembly. Lineage: Eukaryota; Metazoa; Chordata; Amphibia; Anura; Pelobatidae.
CAGAGCUGUGGGCGGAGCCUCCUCGCUCAGUUCUUAGUGACGUAGAGUUAUCAGGGCUUUAAACCUGGAGUGAGAGGGACUGGCAGUGUGCUCUCACUGUAACAAGGCACCUGUAUGGGAGAGUACACUAUCCGCGUCCUGCGAGGAAUCUCUGUACUUUGCUGCUCCUGCCUUAUAACCAUGGAUCCCUUUUACCCAUAGACCAGCCUGGGAGCCAGCUGCACUGCUUGGGUGAGUAAAGAAAGCAGGUUUAACUUCAGAUACAUUCCAUGGCAGAACGCGUCCUUACCGGAUACAUUGUGUGCAUUCUAUGGCAGAACUCGUCUCACUCUCACCAGAUACAUUGUAUGAUUGUUCCUGCUAUCACUAGUAUUCCACAUACCUGUAAGGAAAUUGCCUUUAGUGCUGCUAUGAACUGAUUUGGUGCUUGCUGCAGCUGUGAGAGUGACUCUGUAGUUUGCAUAUUGGGAAUGCAUUGUGUCAUGUGUCUGUGUGACAAGUAAGGGCUUUAUUUCCAUUAACAAAACUAGAACCUCAUCUGUGGGGACUGCUCUGGUGAUGGGUAUUUAAAUGGGUCUUCCUUUGUCUCCCCUCUAUCUCUGGCGGUGUCCUGGAAUGUGGUCUUCUUCCUACAAAGUGUUUGUUUGAUAACCAGAUUAGAGCAGCCUCUUAUCUGUCUGGAAUCUGAUAGACUAAUCGACUUCAUUCACUGCCCACGUUACGAGCUGUCAUUAACCCCUCACUGUUCAUAAGCUGCAGAUGAUGGGAGUUGUAGUCCACCACAGCUGCAUUGCUACAUAUUUCCUUACUUCUACAGCGAGGACUUGUCAAUGUGUGUGUUGUAGACUGCAAAUCUCCUUAUCUUAUUCACAGCACACACUGUUGGUUAAUAUGCAACCAAUUAUUAGUAGGUAAAUCAUUUAGAGUGCUUGCUGUAUUGGACUGAAACUGAUAUACAAGCUCUCUGGUUGCAUAAAGACCUUUGAGCCACUUCUCUGGAUGGAAUAUAGUUGACUAUUCAAAUCACUAUUUUUUUUUUUUUUUUUUCUAAAAGCUUUCCUGUUGCCUGGCAGACCAGCCAAACACCUGGCAUUAGUGGGGCACUUUAUUUUAUUUAUUUGUUUAACUGCAACAUGUCAGUACAAUUUUAUAAGUUAUUGUAACAUUUAAACGUAUCUAGUUUUAGUAACUUUUCUAAGAUAACAUACUAUUUGGGCAUUUUAGCCAUUUAGUAUACAAUUUGAAAUUUAUUUUGAUAUUUGCACUCCACUCAUAUAUUUAAUUUGCGUUUUUAAAUGUUUUAUGUUCAGUGAGUGGGGGAUAGCUACAUUCAUUUAGUACUGCUAAUUUAUCAGGGGUGCAUUAUUUUAGGAGAGGGUAAAAACCACUCAGAGCAGUCAGGACUAAUAGAGAUGCUGCUGCCUAGCUGUUCCAUGAAGGUGGUACCUUAACCAAAAAAAUAAUAAUAAUCUGAGUGCAAGAUCAGUGCUGGAUUCAUUGGCCUUGUGCUUAAUGCUCGACUUUAAUAUACAUUUUAUAUUUAUAUAUAUAUAUAUAUAUAUAUAUAUAUAAUAUUAUUUUUUUUUGGGGGGGUGGGGUUCGUGUUUUAUUCUGUGUAGUACAGCAUGUGCCUAACAUAUGUCUGCAACUGGACUUUGCAGCCAGAUAUAAAACCAUUAUCACAUGCCUUUAUAAACUGGAACUUUCAAGAAUAUAAAUACAUUUUCACAAGCAGACUGAGGGAUACAGAAACUCACUGGGUACAAGUGAUCACAGCCCAUCCUGUGGGGCACAUGAAAUCCAUCCUGUGGGGCACAUGGAAUCCAUCCUAUGGUCUAUGGGACACAGAUAUGUGUGCAAUGGGCUUGUAGAAUUUCAUAUUUGAGAAACUUCAGUUGCUAUUGUUGACAGUUUAUAGUAACUAUGGUAUUCCCGAUAAAUUCAACGAGCCGAAGGAAAACCUCUAUGCCUUCUUGGCCAAAUGCUUGAAGUAGGGCACCUUGCAUAUACAGCAUCAACAAAUAAAAAGAAAAUUAAACAAAUCAAGCAGAAUGGGUCUUUUUACAAUGUUUGGGCCCCGUACUCCAGCUCCAGUGGCCCCUAACCCCUAUGUUAAUCAGACCCUGGCAUGUAGUGGACAGCAGGGGAUACACUGAAAUCACUCCUAGAUAUCACAUUAUUUGAGAACUAUUGGCCAUGUACAGUAGCCACUUAACUUAAGUAUGGAUAAGUGAAAUAACGCUGGCAGAGGGUACAGUGAACUUCGUACAUCUAUAGACUUUCUUUUAUUGAAAUAUAUUGUGUGGUAUAAAGACAAAUUUUAAUUGUAUAAUUGUAUAGUGUCUUUUCUUGCAAAUUCUAUUUCUUUCUUACUUUUAGAAUUAUCUUUCUAGACACAGACGAGUAAAGAUUUUUUUUUUUUGUGAACAGCCAAUAUUUAAUUAAAAAACAUACAAACAAAAAAAUCUGUAGCAAUUUCACUUCUAGAGAGACAUGUUAAACUUCAUUUAGAAUCAUAAAUGAGAGUCACGGAGCACUUUAUGGGUUAAUGUCAUGUGUUGGGGGGAUGUGUUCAGGGGAGAAAGGUUUUAUUGAAAUUAAUAGCUCAAUAUAAUUACCAUAUACAAAAUCAAUCAGUUAUUGACUUGUGGCACGUUUUGUUGGCCAUUCAUUGGCAAAUUGACUGCUAUUUUAUUACAUAAAUGAAAAAUCUUGAAAGAGUAGCUUUGGCCCAGGAUCAUGCCAAUAUUGCCCCCUUUACAAACCCAUGUUUUUGUCCUUCUGUGGAUAAGGUAUAGCAGUUUAGCUUGUCAGUUUUUUGUGGGAUGUACACAAUCCUCUUCAAGCAAAUGGUUUGUGUUGAAAGUAGAUGCUUUAGACUGAGACCAUGCAGGGGGCAGGGAGGUAUGUGACAUUCCUAAACUGACUGCAUUCCUAACUGUGUUCCUGUAGAUUUAUUGCAUUUUUUUAGUUUGUUGUUGUUUUUAGGCUCCUGAAAGCGAGUAUAUUUUCAAAAAUGUAGUCAAGUAAAAAAAAUUAAGGGCAACAAAUCACCCACCUUGUAAUUUUCAGUGCAUACACAAAUAUGUCUUCUGUAUUCCAGUAAUAUUUCAAUAUUUAUUUUCUUUACCUAAUUAAAGGUAAUUGUCACAAAGUGCUGAUUGUAUGUUUUUUACUUGAUACAAAUUGCACAUGUUAUAAUAUAUAUUACUCACCAGCCUACUUUACACAAUAUUUAUUUUAAUUAUCCAGAUCGAGAGAUUCAAGGUUGGGUUUUUUUUUUUUGUUUUUUUUUUAAGGAUUGGUGUAUAUAUAGUUGUCUUUCCUAGGGUCUCUGGUGAUUAAUAGAUAAAACAUAAUUUUACUACUUUCACAACAUUAACAGGCUGAUUUAAAUUGUUACAUAGUGAACGGCUUACACAGCAAGGUAGAAUCACUUUCCCAUGUCAUUUAUUGAGUCAUAGUAUACCUAACAUUUAACCAAGUUUUAUUGUGAGUCACACAGGCCCUGUGGUAUUUCUCAGUUCUGCAGAAAACAUAUGAAUGUCUGUAGCUCUGUGUUUUACAGCUGAUCUGUGUAUUUAUCCAAACUCCUCAGGCUGACUGAGCAUGUUAGGGCACUUAGACCAACUGUUGGGGAUAAGCUGGAGAUAAAACAUUUUGCUGUUUAUUUUGUGUGACAACUUAGUCUGGUAAAGAUUAAUUGUUGCCCAGCACUAAAGAACUGAUAGGAAAGAUUGCCCAUCUAUUCAAACCUCAAUGUACUGGGAAAAGAAUAUUUGCCAAUGUAGAUGUCAAAGUAUUAUUAUUAGUAUUUAUAUCGCACCAGCUUAUUCCGCAGCGCUUUACAAUAAAAGGAAAAUUUACCAAAUGAGACAAUAACAAAAUGUAACAGGAACAAUAGGUAGUUGAGGACCCUGCUCAAACGAGCUUACAGUCUAGAGGAGGGUAUUGAGAGAGACAGCAAAUAGACAUGGUGGGAAAGUAGCAGAACUGGAGGUGAGAGUGGAGUGUGGCCUUAUAGGAGAGAGUAAGAGGAUUUCCUGGAAAGAUGGGUUUUGAGGGACUUCUUAAAGGAUUGAAGACUAGGGGAGAGUCUGACAGGGGUGUUUAUAGCACAGUGUCCCUGUGGGUCAGGUUUAUGUUCUCGGUAAACCAAACACAUGCCUCUGUAUCAGUAGCCAUGCCAAACCAACCCUCUUGCAGGGUGGUAAUCAACCUUUUUUCAAACCCGACCUUCUUCCAGUAGAUCCUAGUUAAAUGACACAUUGUAUGAACAAAUUGUUGGUCAAUGCAUUAAGUGUUGAACCAACAUGUGUGUUACUUCGAUUGCAGUCUCUGAUAUCUAAUUGUUUACCAUGCCAUAUUUUUUUACAUUUUCUAUACAAAUGUUUCUGUAAUUUUUUUUUUUGCAAAAAAGUUUGAAAGGCAAAGCGAAAGGCUAUAUUUUUCUCAAGAGAUGUCAACUGGAUUAGUAACAUUUUCUCCUGACUAAUAAAGUUAAGUGAUAUACUUGUAUGCAAUUUUUUUUUUAUUCUUGUGUGUGGACAUAUUCUCCUCUACCUAAUCAUAAUUCUGGAGGGCAAGUUUUAUAGAUAACAACAACUAUAGUUUGGAUCAUCAAGAUAACUGUCACAUAUUGUGUUAUGAAAUUCAAAAAUGUGUAGAUGUGUCUCCACUGUAGUAUUAAGCUUUUGUCUUUAUUACAUCUUACAUGUGUUCUUCGAGAUGAGCAGAUAAAUGUUUUAUGGAUCUUUAACCUUCCUAUCAUACAUGCUUAUCUUUGUUAUUCUUUAGAGUGCUCCCAUCAAAAAAAGUUUGUAUAAAAAAAAGUAGAUUUUAUGAUGUUGGCACCAAUUAGUGAAAAGUAGUCUCGUAAAUAAUCUGGAGAGACCUCUGACCGUGUAUUGUAUUAAGUUUAAGAAAAUAAAUGAUUGGAGUCUAUUGUGUAGACUGAAAUCCUCAGAAUUAAACCUACACUUUUUACACAAUCCUUAGCUUGAAGUUCCUAACUUAAUGCUUCUUAUGUGUACAAAGGGUUAACUAAACCCCUUGCUUCUGUUAGUAUGUGUGUGUCUGCUAGUGAUUGUAUGUGUCUGUUAGUGAGUGUGUAUGUCUGUUAGCUAGUGUAUGCGUGUCUGUCAGUGAAUGUGUGUGUGUGUGUGUGUGUGUAUUUAGAAGGGUGGGGUGGCACGGGGAGGGGGAGGGAGGGUUGAGUUUUGUCAUGCCUAGGGCAGCACAAAACCAGGAUACACCACUGUAUAUACCUGCUCCUCAGAAUUAUCACAUGUUAUGGGUACUUAAAGAUUAAUGCCAUACCACUGCUAAACUCCGAUAUUCCUCUUAGAUAGUGUGUGUUCUUGUUUUUGUACAGUACGAUAUUAUGUGUUAAUUGCUUUAAAACCUAAUGAUACAGUGCUCAAAGCUCAGACUCAACUCAGUCUUCAGUCUACCAAGUCAGAUCCAAAGAGUACCACUAGAUGAUAUAUACUAUGCUCUUAAUAUCAUCUUAAUCAGCUGUCAUCUUUGUCACUUAAAGGAACACUAAAGAACUAGGACUACAAAGCUCCAAGCAGGGACGCUCAGAGGUAUGCUGUAAGCACACAGUACUGCAGUGGUUAUGCUGGAAAUAGUUCUUAAAAAGAGGGAACAAAAGCCAUUGGGGUGACACCCAAAUAAUGUGUCAAAUACUAGGGCAUUCAUUGAGUGGGGUAGGUGAAUUAGCCUUGCAGAAUGUCAUAACCGCCCAUUUAUCCCUACAAUGACUAGAUGACUUUUGAUGAAAUGUAUAUAAUUUAAACUUUACAUUUUCUGUGCAGCAACAAAGGGCUAGGCCCUAGGUUCUAGAAGAGCCUUAAAUGGAAUGUACCAUAACCACUACAUUGAGCUGUUUGCAACUCCUCCUGUAUUGUAAGCUCAUUCAAGCCGGCUUCCUCAUUAACAUAUUGUUCCUUUCAACUCUUGUAAGAGUUCCAGGGCUUUUCACUAAACUGACAAUUGACAGGAAUUCAAAUGGAAUUUCAGAUUGGAGGUCAGAAUAACCAAGCUGAACGUGGAAUAGACAUAAGGAGUAUUUAUCUAAUGCAGGUAUUUUAACCUAACUUUCAAAAUUCACUUUGAAUUCCCAGCAGUUCUCCCUUUAGUGGAUAACCAUGUGAGACUCAUUUACUGUUAAAUACUUCCUUUUUACUUGUAAUAUGUUGCGGAGUAAGUUGGUGCUAUAUGAAUUCCAAUUAUGACCAUAAUAAAUAUCUCAAUUACUGUAAUCAAUUAUUUAUAAAGUACCACCAUUUUCCUCUGAGCUAUGUAAUGGUUCCAUGAAUCACAGCCCAACUCACAAGUUUGACUUUAUGAACAAGAGUUAGUGAGUGAUCUGCACAGGAUAGUUUACUAUCUAAGGGAUUGAACACAAUGAUGUGUGUGUGUGUAUGUAUGUAUAUGUGUGUGUGUGUGUGAAACUCUUGUGACCUAUUCGUUAACAGGACUAUAGACACAAGCCCUGAAAGGCCAAAAGACCAAAUCAACUUAAUUUUGGCAUUUUUGCUAUAUUUUCUUAAACAAUAGUUUCCUUUCACAAGUAUUAAAUGGGAUGCUGUCUGCUAAAGGUGAUUUGGCAUCUAAAGAUAAGUAGUAAAAAAAAAAAAUAGAAAAAGUGGGAUGAGAGAGGGUAAAAUGGUGGCAAACUGGGUUUAGGUUUGAUAUUGGCUUCUUGACCAUUUCCGCAACCCCCCCACCCUUACUGCAAUUUUCCCUUGCUAUCCACCUCUCUGAGAGAUGUAUUCCGUCCUGAGAAACCAGCUCUAGGGCUUCAUCUGCCUGGAUUUCCUAAACUUUGCUAGACCACUGCUCUUCGUGUUGCUGGACUUUUCCAGAGGGCAGGCACAAGCGAUUUUUUUUUUUUUUUUUUUUUUUUAUACGGCAUUUAAUAAAUGAAAUAUUGAUAGCAGGAGCACGUUAUUUAAUUCAAACGGCUAUGCGUCAGCAGUCCCACCUUAUAUACUUUAGUGUCCCAACCUCACCUCCACACUCCAGCAGUGGUUCUCAAGCUAGUCCUUAAGUAGCACCUAAAAGUCCAGGAUUUAGGGAUUACCCAAAUGUUUUUAGAAGAGAGAGAAAAAAAACACCUUAGCCAUAACAGAGUAUUCCCUAAAUCCUGGACUGGUACUUGAGGACUGAGUUGGGAACCCCUGCUCUAGAGGGCUGCUGCUUGACAAUAUUUCCAGUAGUCAUGAAGUGCAAAUCCUCCCUUAGCCCUCAGAAAGCAAAGGGUUUUAUCCAUGGUCUCUCCCCUCCCUAUAUGUAUGCGAUCACCACAUUUUCUUCUUUCUCCUUUUGUGCAUCCACAAAUUGGGGUUUAUUUACUAAAUAUUAAAUUGGAGAGCACCAAACCAUGGUAAAUGUGAAAGUUGAACUGUGAUAUUUCCUGUAGCUAUGAGCAGUGUUUAAUUUCAGCACUGCAAUCAGCUAAGUUGACAUUGUUAGGUCACCAAUAUUGGCCCCAGCAGGCAGAGGGAGACCCAGAUAUUGAAAUUUACUAGGGUAUCCCUUGUUCACAAGCCCCAUUCGGGAAAACUUGCUUUAUAUAAUUUUUCAGCAAUGAAACACUGGAUCCCAGAUGAAGUUAUGUCAUCACUGGGAAGGCAAGGUGUUAUGUAACCAUACAUGUUUGAUUUGUUUAAGAACUCAAUAAUGUUUAUGUGAAACCAUAAAAUAAACUCCUCUAGCUAUUUUUAGAAGUAGUAUAAUUAAUUGAAAAGAUUCCACCAGUGUGUAGCUUAGGUGCCAUGUGAUCUCAAUAUUACACCUUCUUCUGGAAAGCCUUGGUGAGCAUAUUUUACCAGCCAGUCCCCAGCACAGUUCAUCUAGAAUUGUUGGACAGAAUGACAAUCACACAAUAAUGUGGAAGUCUGGUUUCUGCAUGGUAAAUGUGACAGAAGAAGGAAUGGGCAAUGGGUGCCAGGAAUUUUUUGUGUAACUUGUUUGAUAAAAAUUUUGAGACCGUACCCUUAGACUUGUAGCAUCAUGACUACUAUACUGAGCUGUAGUUGUUAUGGUGUUUAGAAUUCCUCUUUAACUGUGUAACCCUAAAGAGCAACAUUUAUUGUAAUAAAAACAUGGGGGUAGUAAUGCAUAAAAAGUACACAGAUAAAAAUCGUUUUAAAUAUGUUAACAAAAAAGCAUAUAAUAUUGUGAUCCUGAUUCUACUAUAUACAGUAUGUCAAAUAGCUUGACAAAUAUCUGAGGGAAUUUAUCCACUAAAUAGUAUGGUAUAUGUGGAGAGAACCAGUGAAGAAAUAAUAGUGUAGUAUUUUAAAACUGUAGUAGUGAUAGGUAAGAUAAAAGAUGUGCACUCACACUUUCCUGGAGCUUCAAUAUAGCUCCAGUGUAUGCGCCUGGGUGGAAUAAUCCCCACCUAUGGAUCAAGUGCAGAGGUAAUUCUUCGAAUUAUAGGUGUGGUAGGGGUCAUUGUCAUAAAAAGUAAACAGAUAAAAAUUGUAUAUGGUGAUAUAUGUAGAGCUAUGAAGCAAGGGUAGGUAAAAACGAUAAAAUGUACACUCACGUGUAAUGGAGCUGUACAACCUGGCUCCUCUGAUAGCGUUUGAAGUGGUAUGAUUCCCCCCUCAAGGAUACAGGUGUAAAUCUAAAUUCUUCUGUCUUUGUAUAUGUGGAGAUAAACAAACAGAACCACAAUAGUGUACACCAUAAAAAGGAGUGUAAGCAGAAAUAAAUAAGUUAAACCUACUCACAUGCUAAAGAGCAUGUUCUGUUUUGCUCAAUCCAAAGCACUUGGGUGGUAUGAUCCCCACCAGGGAUAUAGCUCCAAACCAUCCAAAAGCAGCAAAGUUAGAUCCAAUUAAAAAAGUAAUACACUAUAUAAUAAAAUAGUGAUAUCAAAGUUAUAAACAAUACACUUAACGCGUUUCUCCUUGGAUAGGCUUUAUCAAAAGUGUAUUUUAUUGUAAUGAUUUCUUACAGUUUUCACUUAAAUGGGAAUUACAACUCCAUUCUCUCUGUCAAAUGAACUAAUUACGUUUGAUUAUGUCAUAAAACCUAAGCAAAUGUUUUCAAAUAUGUUAACAAAAAAGCAUAUGAUAUUGUGAUCCUGAUGCUACUAUAUACAGUAUGUCAAAUGGCUUGACAAAACUCUGAGGGAAUUUGUCCACUAAACAGUAUAGUUAUGGUGCAUGGGUUAUCACUUAAAGCAGGGGUUCCCAACGCAGUCCUCAAGUACCCCCUACCAGUUUGGAUUUAGGGAUUACCCUUGUUUUGUCGAAGGUUUUCCUUAACCCCUUAAGGACACGUGACAUGUCAUGAUUCCCUUUUAUUCCAGAAGUUUGGUCCUUAAGGGGUUAAAGGAACACUAUGAUCUACAGAUAUGCCCCUUCUCGGUCUCUCCACUCUGCCGUGACCUUCUCCUGUCCGCUGCUCGCACCCAUAUGGCCAACUCAUGCUUGCAGGACUAUUCGCAGGUGGUUCCUUUCCUUUGGAAUAGCCUGCCUAUGACCAUCAAGCUCCCCCCUAGUCUGCAUCUUUUAAGAAGUGCCUUAAAACCCAUCUCUUUAAGAACGCUUAUAGCCUCCCAGACUAACCUCUCCCUCACACACUUGUGCCUUGCUCUCUCCUAAAGGACAGCACUCUAUUCUUUCCUCCAGCUCUGCUUCACUCCUCCUUGUUUGAUUGCUAUUUCCUGUCCUGUUGUGUUUUAUGCCCCACCUCCUAUAGAUUGUAAGCUUCUUUGAGCAGGGCCCUCUUCCACCUAUUUUUGUAAUUGUCUCAUUUAUUUUUAAAUCUCCCCCUUUAAUAAUAUUGUAAAACGCUACAGAAUAUUCUGGCGCUAUAUAAAUACCCGUAAUAAUAAUAUUAUAUUGGGAAUGCAUGUUUUCCUAACACAAUCUUGUUCUUUUAGCUGUUUAUGUUACUGUCUCCUCUCAUUUGCAAUAAAAAAAAAGUGUUAAUCACCUUUCAGCACUCGCCAUGCUGUUAGCCAUGUUGUUGGCCUUGCCUCCAUGAUUGAGAGAAUCAAAACUGAUCUUGGAUUAUACACUUCCACUUUGGGAGUCGCAUGUGCAGCAAAACACCAUACACCAAUCGUAUGUUGCAGUAUUUGUCUAAUACAGAGUUUGACUUGGUUAUAGCAGUGGCAGUGCCUCUAGUAGAUGACUUCCUAAUUGCCACUAGAGGUGUGUUAACGCAACAAUGUAAAUAUUUCCUUUCCUGCCGACCGGCAAUGUUUUACAAUGCAGAGUUAAAAUGGCAGGGGUAUUUCAUUGAGAUGAAGUGUUCUGAGAAACUUUACUGUCCUUUUUAAACAAAGAAUUCGAAAGCGUUAGGCUAAAAUAGCCAAGUUUUAGAUUUGUAUUCUUCUCCCAACGACCAGUUAAUUUUACCUUAAGAUCAUAUAUGACUUGGGUGUUUCCCUUCCUUACUAUACUUUUUUUGUUUUGUUUUGUUUUGUUUUUGUUCACUGCAACAUGUUUUAUUACUCUAGAACUCCUCAAUGACUUUUUUUCACCAUAACAUAACAUAAUCUAAUCUGAAGGACUCUAUCUUUAUACCUUUAUGAAAAGCAUGCAAGUGUGAGAAUCAGGGCAAAAGUCAUUCCACUGCAACAUUGUUCCCGGCAAUAAAGAGUUUGCAUGAUUAAUGUUUAACAUGUUAUCUCGUUUAGUAUUAGUUUUAAAAAAAAUCCACAUUUAAUUCUAGCUCAGAAAAUUACUAGUGGCUUUCCAAUAUUUAGCUAAUAUAAUUUUCAUACAUAUUUUAUUAUGAAUAACUUUACUAUUAGUACAGUUGCUGUGUUUUUUUUUUGUUGUUUUUUUUUGCUUUUUUUGCACCAAUUCAGGGAAUGAUCUACUAAACAGCUAAAGGAUAAAAAAGCCCCUUGCACUUAAAAUAAAGAAUAAACCACACAUGUAGAUUAAGCUAUAGUUUUUUUUUCUUCUCUGUAUUGUGAAAAGCAUUGUAGACCUGCAACAGUGAGUCAUUGUGACCUUGUCUUCAAAGGAAUAUUGUAGUUCUCCUUUAUCAAAUCAUGUUUUGUGUUUGCGCUUAAAGCAUGCGGUGUUUGUCUAGUAUUUGAUUUUGGCACCUCUGUAUUGCACUGUGUGGGGUUUUUCUUCUGUUUGUGUGUGCUAUAUUAAGGCUGAACCUACAUGCAGCAAAACUACAGAUCUUGAUCAACCAAAUCCCAAACCCAAUGUAUUUUUCAGUACUGAUUAUGAACCUCAGUGUGAAACCUUAUUUAUUUUGUAUAUUCUGAUAGAACACGUGCUUAUCUUCUCUUUUUAUACCUCCUCUGACCUGAAUUUAUUAUUGGGUAGUUAGUCAAUUGAGUUAAUGUAGAAGGACUCAGCAGGUCAAUGCAUUAAUUAGCUCUGACUCAGCUAUUCAUAGUGGUAUAAACCCCCUAAUAUAGAGGUGGGCGCACUUGAGUUGAUUUGGAAUAGCUCAUUAUAUGUUUUAAGAACAUCUUACUAUUUGUGAUGUGUGUCUAAGCUAAAAUGUUUUUCACACUGCAUUUUGGAUUGUUUUUGAUUAAGAAAAAUAAUUUUUAUUUUGUAUAUUCUAAUGUUCCAAUUUUAACAAAUCGAUAGUGUGUGAGUGAAGAAGCACAACUUGCUUCAUUUGAACAUAGUCAGUCUCAUAUAGAAGUAUCCUUUUUGCUGAGGGACCUGCACUGGGAGUUUAAUGAUCACUUGCACAUCAGAAAGGCUCUGUUUGGUAUAUCACCUCAGCAGUGCAUAAUCAAGCCGGCUCCAGGCUGUGUCACCGUAAGAUUCAUCUCAAACUGCGUCAAAUCAUUUGCUGUAAGAAAAAAAAUUGAAGUUGAAAAACUAAUGUACUAUUAUAUAUAUUUAAUGAUGUGUUAAGGAGGUUAAAACCACCCAUGUCAGUGCUUAGCGAUACAAAGUAUUAUUUGCUAAACUUUAAAUUGAAAUCCAGAUUGAAAGAUUUUGGCUAAAACAUCAAAAAUUUGGCUAUAGCUUAAGAGUUUACUGAAUAACCCCGGCAGCGGUGUUCAAGUUGUUAAUACAGUGACCACACAUGUAAGCAACGCAUGGCAUAGAACAUUAAAAAAUCAAACCUAUAGAGUUAAUAAAUAAUAAAAAAUAUAUAGUGUGUGUGUAUAUAUAUAUAUAUAUAUAUAUAUAUAUAUAUAUAUAUAUAUAUAUAUAUAUAUAUAUAUAUAUAUAUAUAUAUAUAUUUUUUUUUUUAUUUUUUUAUUUUUUUUUUUUUGUGCAUCUAAAAUCAAUUAUUAUUGGUGAUUAUAAUAAAUAAACUAAAAUGAUGGCUAGAACACAUGAAUAACUGCAGCCUCCUCCAAUCUAGAAUGUUUCCAAGUACACUAACUAGGAGAAAUUGUAAAAUGUACCUUGAGCCUUUUAGUUAGUAAGCCAAGCCUUCCCCGAUAAGUAAGUUAUACCGUUCUCUAUGUAUCAGCCUGCAGCCAAAGUAAAGUCAUCCAAUUGUUCUGCACUUUAUGAACUUUUUUUUUUUUUUUGUUCUUCAUUUAUUUACAUUAAAUCCAGCAAAGUGCUAGUAACAUUUCUUCAGCAUUGAUUAAUGUCUAAGUGGAAAGAGAAAUUGAAGACCAGAAGAAAAUGGCAGCGAAAGGUCAGGAAGUUGAAUACUACCUUUAGUUAUAAAACAAUUGUCUGAAGGAUGGGAAAAAAAUGCACGAGGCUGGAAAAUCGUACUCUAGACUCAUGUUCAUUGCAAUGGAAACAAUAGAAAAUGUGUAUAUCUACAGGAAAUGAUCUUUUUGCCACUUUAUUAUGUAAAGCUGUGCAAAAAAUUACCUUUGUAAAAGUCUUUAGACUGUAGGAUUUGGGGAAAAAAGUGUUUUAAAUGUUUUUUUGUUUUUUUAUAUUAAUCAGGGUUUUUAAUAAAACAGUUAGCUCUUGUCUCACACUAUCUUAAAGGGAUACUAUAGUCACCAAAACAACUUUGACUUAAUAACGCAGUUUUGAUUUAUAGAUCAUGUGCCCUCAGGCUCAGUGCUCAAUUCUCCCUGCAUGUGACUUACACAGCCUUCCUAAACACUUCCUGUAAAGAGUCAUGUAAUGUUAACACUUCCUUUAUUCCGAAUUCUGUUUUAAUUUAAAAUUUCUUAUAUCCUGCUCUGCUAAUAGCUUGCUAGAUCCUGCAGAAAUCUUCUGUAUGUAAUUAAAGUUCAAUUUACAGAGAUGUAAAUACAAGCUUUUAAAGUAAGAUAGAUCUGGGAAACCAUUUGUUCAUGCAGUUGUCAGUUACAGCCAGGGGAGGUGUUGCUAGGGCUGCAUAACAGAAACAAAAAGCGACUUACCUCCUAAAUGGCAGAGAAUUGAGCAGUGAGACUGCAGGAGUAUGAUCUAUAAACCAGAAUUGCAUUAUUAAGCUAAAGGUGUUUUGGUGACUAUAGUGUGUUUCUAUAACUGACCCUGUGUCUGUAUGUGUGUGUAUAUAUUUCCCAUGGCAUCUCAUGGGGGAAUCAAAUGUCUUUACUCUGGCUGUAGGUUUGGAGCUGGUCAGUGAAAGCUUUUGAUCUCAUUUAUUGACCAGGAGAUAAACACUUUGUGACAAGUCCCAUUUAUGCAUUAACAUAGCAGUCUAGCACCAUUUAUUUGUCAAGCCCUGCCUUUUAUGUUGUGCUUUCAGAUUUACAAAACUGUGAUUUUGUGGGAGAGGGGGUGGAAUCCUAAUACAAUGGAACCUCGGAAGUCUAACUAAAAUUUUGCGUAAUAAAACGUCUCGUUACGCGAACGAUUCUUGGUACCUGAACACAUCACACUGUAGUCACAGAGGGACACAAGUGCAGGCAAGCAUGGGAUACAAGUGUGAGAUGAGGAAAUAUGGGCAGAUGGACUAUGGAAAGGGAUAUAGGGAGAGGAAAACCAGAAGGCAGAGGGACACAAAUAAAGGGUGAAAGGGUGGACUGAAUUAUUAUGCAAGGAGAAAGAGGAAAAUAUGAGGAGAAGGAUACCAGAGGACAAAGGGACCAUGUAAAAAAAAAAGUGCACCAUGUAAUCUUUUAACACAAGAAAUAUUAGCCUUGCUUUAAUUCUUUUGAAGCUUCUAGUAGAAUCACUUUCUGUUGGAAAAAUAUUUUCAAUUUUUAUAUGCAAAUUUGUAUUUUUUUACUGAUUGUGACCCUUCAAAAAGCUUUUAGAAACACAUUAAAUCAAAGCCUUAGUACUUAGCACCAAAUUACUGUUUAGUUUUGGAUAAAUCACACUGUCUGCUAUAAGCCCUUCUACCUACAUACCUUGUUACUGUCACAUUAUUCUUUGUAUUUCAUACAAAGCUGUAAACCAUAUUAUAUAGAGGGACUUGGGGGUGAUUACCUCCUUUUAUAUUUAAAGGAACACUUCAAGCACCAUAAUCCAUACUUAUUGCAUAGGGUGUGUUGACUUAGGUCCUCGUGUCCGUAUCGCCUCGUUUCUUCUAAUGGCAGCAAUUUUCUAAUAUUACUAUAGCUCUAAUUUGCCCCCUUUCCCUCUGAUGUCAAAAGAGGAAUCUAUAUUCCCUUUUUUGACUGGUACAAAUACUUAUUGCACAUUGUCAUAUAGUUGUUUACACUCCUGUUUGGUAUCUCAGUGAAAGGUCUUUGCCUGCAUGGCUAGUGGCCUGGAUGUGACCCCACAACCAGUAAGAAAGGAGAUGUCUGUACUUGAACUUCACCCUUCUCUAUAACUCAUUCAGCCCUUGGCAGAGGAAGCUGCAUCACUUCUUUAUUCUCAUGCAUAUGCAAAAGCACACAAUAAAGGUCUGUGGAAGGUCCUGCACAGAUGUCCUCAGAUAUCUGUUGCAUGUAGUUUAAGAAGAUUCCUGUACCCAUUAGCCUUAGCAAGUGAUAGGUUACAGAUAAUGUCUGGAUGUGGCAUGCAACAGAUGAUUUCCGGAAGACAAAGUAGUCACUGCAUUGUCCUAUAUACCUUUUAUUUUUUUUUUAUUUUUUUAUUUUUUUUAUUGUGUUGGAAUAUCAUUGACGUUUUAUUUACUCCUUAGAUUUUAUCACUACAAAAGAAAUCCCAUAAGUGACAGUGCCACUUUGAAGUUAAUUUUGUUUCAUUUUUUUUUUUUUAAUAUACAUUUUUUUUUUCACCUUUUCUGUCACUUUAAGCUGUUUACAGGCCAUUGGAGUAUCUACCAGGCUUAUUUUAAAGGGUGGGUAUCUGCCAUUUAAGUAAUCUUGUGUCUUGUGUCAGUAUUUUACCAUCUUAUUUUCUUUAAGUAGCUAUGUUAGAGUAUAUUAUAGAGAGAGUGUCAGGUUACUGUUAACACUAGUGGGGGGUAACCUCUAUAGAUAAUGAAAACAAACAUCUAUAAAAAGGAGAAGUGGAGGGAAUUCACUCCAACUCUAACUUUCAUUAUAGAAAGCAACCCACAAAUAUAGAAAAGGAAUAAAAAAAAAAAAAAUAUAUAUAUAUAUAUAUAUAUAUAUUUGUGUAAGGGGCAAAAUAGCCGUAUAUGGAGUAAGGAUCCAGCAUAAGCUUAGGAUAGUGUAAAGGGAGCAAGUCGGUUGUGGUGUGCCGAUACCGACGAUACGGUAGGCCUGUAAAUAAAGAGGGCCCACCAAGGAGUAAGAAAGUAAAGUAAAUGGAAAGAAAAGAGAAAGUGUUGAAAUGAGGAGUGGGUGGGAGGGUCAUUCUGAUGCUGACCUCAAGCGAUAUGAGUCAGGUAAGGGGUGUCCCUUAUAUAGGGGAGUGAAUUAAUUUAAGCCCCUCCCACAAAUACAGGCAAAACUGCCUUAAUACAUAUAUAUAUAUAUAUAUAUAUGAAAACUUAGCAUUUAUUAGUAUAGCUAAAAUGAUCCAUAGAAAGGGCAAAUAUUUAGUUGCACCAAAAACAAGUGAAAAAUAAAUAACACAAAAAUCUACCAGACGUAUGUAGUAAAUAUCAUGGCUAUUUACAUAUAGAGUAACUGCUGUGAGUCAUGUAGCUAGUACAGAUGCAAUGUAACUACCCAGCUAAUAUCGAGUACAGACAGAAAAGACCAGGGGAGAAAAAGGUAAUACUCUCUUGUAUCGAAGGUCUGGAUACAAUGACGGAAUAGCUGCAGUAAAUACAUCAAAUGGAAAAAUCCCUAUAGUGCCUUCAUGGGCACCCCUGCAGAUACUGAAAUAACAGCUAUUGUGCAUUCGAGGGCACCCCUUAAAAAAACAACCCCAUCCUCCCCCCCGUAAGUUACUCUGUCUGAAACUAGAUAACUAAAUAGUAAAACAAUGGGAAAAAGAAAAAUGAUGAAAGUGAAUAGAAAAAAAGAAAAGUAUUAAAUAUAUUUAAAAUAUGAGGUGGCAAUCAAAAGUAUCAAUAUAAAAGCUGCAGCAUUGUCCCCAGAUCCAAGCCACCCUCAUUUGUGUGUGUAUACAAUUUUUAUUUAUUUUUUUUCUGAUUUACUUUUCUAUAAUUUUGGAUUGCUUUCUUUUAUGAAAGUUAGAAUUGGAGUGAAUUCCCUCCACUUCUUUCAUAGAUGUUCGUUUUUGUUUAUUUAUUAAUUUUAAGUAGUAUAUAUUCAAUACUUGUAGGCAGUUACAUUUAUACCAGUUUUUAAAUUCUUUAUUUUUUAAAAACAUUAUUUAUUUUUUUUGGUAAGAAGGACACAGCACAUUGAACACUUCUUUACAUUUCAUUUGAGCUGCCGCUAACAAAGUAAUAAUUGUGAUCGUUUCAACAACGCUUGCUUAGAGCAGAGUUUGGAAAUGUUGUAGUGCAUCAAAAUGACAGCCAAAACUGUGGCGGCUCAAUGUUUGCAAAUGUUAUGGAAAGUACACUGUAUAAAAAUAACAAACAUAGGAUCCCAUUGAACAGUCUGUACAUAGAGCCCCUUUCAGUUUCCAGAAUUAAUGUUUUUGGAGGAAUUUGUUGAUUUCCUUUGGAACUGACAAGAUUUGUGAGCAAAUAGAGAGAAAAUUUUGUGUAAUAGGAAAACAAAUGUGCAUCUUUAUUCCACUAAAUCUAAGAAAAAAUAGAGCCUGCCCAUUCAUCAUUCAUAAAAUGUUACUUACUAGGUGAUGGCAAACCUCACAUGCAAUUAGAAUUUAAUUUUUAUUGGAUAGGUGAAGUAAUGAAACACACAUAAACCUACACGUUAAGGGACAUAUUCUGGGUUGGAAUGUUUAUAGCAUUACAAAGGUAAAUAUAAAUAAAAAAUAUAUCACAUUCUUGCCUCUAAUUUUAACGAUUUGAUGGCCUUCUCAGCCAAUUCUGGUUUUCUUUUUAUUUGGGAUCAGAGACCAAGCCAAGGGAGUUGUCAUCAUAAGGGGUUUGACAUUCCUUCUAGCCAACACACUAAUUUUUUAAGUAGCUCUGCAUAUACCAAAUCCUUUAAUAUGAAGUUAAUCAUUUAUCUUUCAUUGUUGUAGUAUUGAAAAAAAAAAGCUGUUAAUAUAUAUAUUAAAAAUAAAAUAAUAAAAUUAAAAACACUAUACUAUUGUAUAGGUCCCUUUAGUAAUUUAUAUUAUGUAUUUAUACAAGUCACAACUUAAAGGACCACUCUAGGCACCCAGACCACUUCAGCUUAAUGAAGUGGUCUGGGUGCCUGGUCCAGCUAGGGUUAACCCAUUUCUUUCUAAAAACAUAGCAGUUUGAGAGAAACUGCUAUGUUUAUGAAUGGGUUAAGCCUUCCCCUAUUUCCUCUAGUGGCUGUCUCCUUGACAGCCGCUAGAGGCGCUUGCGUGCUUCUCACUGUGAUUUUCAUUAUGAAUUCUUUCCUAUGUGACCGGCUGAAUGCGCGCGCAGCUCUUGCCGCGCGUGCGCAUUCAGCCUAUGGGGAGGAGAAGAGGAGGAUCGGAGGAGGAGAGCUCCCCGCCCAGUGCUGGAAAAAGGUAAGUUUUAACCCCUUUCCCCUUUCCAGAGCCAGGCGGGAGGGGGACCCUGAGGGUGUGGGCACCCUCAGGGCACUAUAGUGCCAGGAAAACGAGUAUGUUUUCCUGGCACUAUAGUGGUCCUUUAAGAAAGACAAAAGGCAGAACUUAAUAACGGACUUUUUAUUAUAAAGAAAAAUUACCACAGUGCAUAAAUUAAAAAAACACUGCACCAUGCAAAUAAUUUAAGUGAAAUAAAAUCGGAGAAUUUAACAGUGAGCUCUAAUACUUACUGUUAUAGGGAAGUAGUGUAUUUUCUUUCACAAUAAUACAAUUCAAUACGAAUUUGAAUUGAAUUGCAAAGUUCCUAGGUAUCAUUAGAUAUUGUACAUAUUUGGUUCAGGUUUUAGACAUGCCCUCCAGUCUUAGAAGGAGAAAUCAAUGCAUUCCAAACCAAACUGAAGUUAUACAACAACGAUAAUGUUGUGCGGGUAUUUCUAAUCUCUGUAACCAGGUUUUAUCAUCUCUAGUUAAUCUAGACAAUUAAUUUGAUACCAAAUGUGAUUAUAUCUUUCAUAUCUAAUGCCCUAAAAGUAACACUGCUUCUAUAAAACACUUCACGGACUUGGAAGCAUCUAUUGAACAUAGCACGAGAAGAUGCCUGUUCUCAUCAGCCUUUGUGAGUGGCAGCUGAUGAGGAGUAGGCAGACAUGGAAGGUUAAAGCUAAUUGAAGCUCUGCCUUUUGCUUUAGCAUGGUGUCAGCAAAUACCGUGUACAUACAUUGCAAUUACAUUGCGUGAAGCUCAUGGAAUUGGUUACUUUAGGAAAAAGUCAACAGGCAGCGUAUGUACCCAGUUAAAUUGUCAUUUGUUUAGUGUUUUUUACCUCAUUAUAAAUGUGUUGAUUGAUGGCCACAAAGUGCUCUGUCAAGGCUAACAUGUCAUUUAAGACUUCUAAUCCUUUUUAGUGCUAACAUUUGCACAGUAUUGUAAUAUGUGUCUUGAACCUGGUUUAGUCAAAGCAAUAUUACAAUUUGGUGGAAAAAAACAAAACAGGCAACCUUCAGUAGUGGGAUCAAAAUAUCAGCGUAUAUAAACCAUUCCAGGACACCUUAUUUUUGUUUUGUUUUGCUUUUUCUCAUCAAAACAAAGCAGGUAGGUAUGUCUGUAUUUGUAGAAGGGCAAAGCAUCAUAGGAAUUAUAAUUAACAAUGAUGUGGUGUUACAUAUACCAGAUUUUUAUUUCUUUUGGGAAGUAUGAUAAACCAUUAAUAAUUAAAGGGAGACUAUAGUCAGCACAAAAACAACCGCUUUAUGUAGUGGUUCUAGUGUGUAUAGCAUAACCCUGCAGGCUCAGCAAUGUAGACACAGCCUCUAGAGGUAUUUCCUAUUUCAAUGCUGCACUGUGUGCAGAACCUACAUUCAGCAUCACCACACUCCACAUGGAGACGAUGAAUGAUCCCCUUGGAGAUGCAUUGAUUCAGUGCAUCUCUAUGAGGAAAUGCCGAUUGGAGUAGUGCGGCACUUGCAGCACAUGCACAAUAGGCUCCCAAUGCUUGCAUUUGAUUGGCUGAGAUCACCAAGAUUGAUUAUCUCAGCCGUGGAGGUGGGGCCAGUCAUGUCGAGACCAGUAUGGCGAUGGAGACAAGGUGAGUAAAGCUACCUUUUAUCUCCAAUCUGAGGGGGGGCAGGGACCUAAAUAUUUAGUCCAACAUGUUUGUAUUCCUAACACUAUAGAGUUCCUUUAAGUUGUGAGAUUCACUGAUUAUAUUCAGUAGUUCCCAACAUUAAUGUAAUUAUUUAUGACAGAAUGAGAAUCUAAUAAUUAAAGAGAUUUUUAUUUUUUAUUUUUAUUAACUCUGUUGAAAUAUUAGUUAAAUGAACCAUUUUCUUCAACCAUAUUUGCAAUAUGUACUCUUAAUACCUCUUUGGACAGUUUUUGUAAGAGUCAUAAUGUUAUAUGCUAUAGUAAUAUACCAUAAAUAAAUUCAUAGAAUACUUUAAGAAAGCCAAUAUUUUUCGAAGUGACUUUCCUUUCCAUUUGUGUCAACUUUAGACGAUAUGAUUUGAAGCAGAAGUGAGGAAUAUUCUUCCCCAAUCUACUUUCUAAAUGCUGUUCCUUCAAGUGGCAAGUUAAUUAUGGAACCCAAGGGAACAAUCUAGACUAGGCUCUCUUACUUUGCUUCUAUUAAUAGCUUCCAUCUAAUCCAUUCUGAAGUGGUAGUAAAGGAUUGUAGUAGACUAUAUUGAUCUUACCAUUUUAACCAACUCUUACUGCACAGGGUGUCUUCAAACUUCCAAACGUGUGUGUGUGUGUGUGUGUGUGUGUGUAUUCAUAAUCUCUGUGUGUGUCUAAAUGUGAUGGACACUUUUUCUGCAAAACAUUUUUAAAAAGUUUCUCUGCCUGGUUACUCAGCAGGAACCAAGCCAAAGUAAAAUAAACUGGGGGCACUCAGAAGAACUUUUAGCAAAAGCAUUGAACGUGUGUGUGUGUGUGUGUGUGUGUGUGUAUAUAUUUAAAAAAAAAAUAAUACAAAUCUAAAUAGUGUGCUGAAUCAGUGUUUCGUGACUCUGAGGACCUCACAGGGUUCUAUCAUCCAUCUCAUAUUUCAUCCAGCAUAAAUAUAUAAAGGUUCUAACUUGACUCUUAAACCCUAUAUUCUGUUCUAAGUGCCCCCUCCAGUACCCAAAUGGAAGAGGGUAACAAUGUUUAAUUGUCACAAAUGUGUAACUGUUAAAUUACGUUUUUGCUUUAUUCUAAAAGAUGCAUUUUUAAUCUGAAUAAUUGAAAACUUAAAAUUAUAACAUUGUUCUGAAUUGACAUUUAUUUGCAAACAAAUACAUAGAUAUAAUUUACAUUAGAGCAAUGUUGAUUUCUUGCAAUCUACCCCUUGGAGAACUUAAAAUCUUAGUCUAAACUCUUACAGAUUUUAUAGGCAAUCAUACCGUGACAACCUUUUGAAGAAAUUGUCUGUGUUCAUUUUGUCUAAAUAAAUUGUAAUACUUAGGCUUAGCAUUAACCUUUUAUUCAUUAUAUUCUGAGUUUCUUUCUUUUAGAUUGUAAUUAUCCAUUUACUUACAUGUGGCAUUUUAAAGCCUUUCACUCUCUCAUGUCUAGCAUGUGUCAGUGUUGAUUGUGUUUGGUUGAGUGACUGACUUCUGUAAGUGCAAAUUCUGACAUUACUCAGCAAAUGUAUUGUCUGUUAUGCUGUUUUUGUGUAAUGACUGGAUAAGCAUUUACUAUGUUAACUUUACUAUCUAGCAUAAAGCUCACUUUAAACACAAAACUAGCAAAUUGGAAAAAUUAUUUAGGUAAUAGCAUUUGCUUUGAAAGAUUCUCAAAACAUGCUGUAGUCACAUCUUAUUUUAAUUCUGCAUUUGAAAAAAAAUAUUCUAUUUAUUUAUUUAUUUACUACAAUGUUUAGAUUUUUUUACGCAAUACGAUUUUAUUCACUUAUUUAUUUUUUAUUUCAGACAAAUCUCUGCAAGCAUAUCUGACAAACCGAGACAUCUCUUUGGACAAAACUCGCCAAAGGAGCACUAUCCUGUUUGAUGGCAAAAUUUGUAUAUUCAUUAUGGCUGCUUUACUUGUAGGAGUUUGCCUACUUUGUAUGCAAUUGCAUAUGAUCAUCUGCAGACCAGCUUUAAGUGAAAAAAACUACAUGUCCACAUUCCCUUUUGUGAAUGAUGAAGAAAUUAGAAAGACUUCCUUUAAGAAUGUAUCUCAUCCAAAUGGUACCAGUCAGUAUUUGCCGCAUAUUUUAAUUAUCGGAGUACGCAAAGGUGGAACUAGAGCUUUGCUGGAAAUGCUUAGCCUUCAUUCUCACAUUUCUGCUGCUGAAAGUGAAAUUCAUUUCUUCGACUUGGAGGAUCAAUACAAGAGAGGUCUAGAAUGGUAUCUUGAUCAAAUGCCUUUCUCCUAUCCCCACCAGCUCACCGUGGAGAAAACACCAGCAUAUUUCACGUCUGAUGUAGUACCUGAGCGAGUUUAUAACAUGAACAGUACAAUAAGACUCUUGCUCAUUUUAAGAGAUCCCAUCGAAAGAGUUUUGUCUGAUUACACCCAAGUUUUUUAUAAUCACAAGCAAAAAAAUAAAUCUUAUCCAGCAGUGGAGGACCUGCUUCUGAAAAAUGAUGAACUAAAUACAGACUACAAAGCAAUAAACAGAAGUUUAUAUCACAUAUUCAUGGAAAACUGGCUAAAAUAUUUCCCUCUUAAAAACAUCUACAUAGUUGACGGAGAUCGCUUGAUCAAGGACCCCUUUCCCGAAAUGCAGAAAGUAGAACGGUUCUUAAAUCUUUCUCCUCAGAUUAACGUGUCCAAUUUUUAUUUCAAUAAAACGAAAGGUUUUUAUUGUUUAAGGGACAGUGGGAGGGAUCGAUGUUUACAUGAGUCCAAAGGCAGAGCUCAUCCCCAAAUCAAACCGUUCUUGUUGGGGAAAUUACGCGACUAUUUCCACGAACCAAAUAAGAAAUUCUUUGAACUGGUUGGACAAACCUUUGAUUGGCUCUAAGAUCUGAGACUUUAGGAUAGAACAUCCUAGUAAUGCAGCUAUAUAUUUAGAAUAUUAAGCUAUAAUUUAUUUGUACAUGCUUUAAAAAAUAAAUAUAUAUAUGUACAGCACUAGAUAACUAUUCCCAUAAAUGUAUUCUAUUUUUAUACUUGUGAAAUGUUUUUGUUAUGGGUUUUAAUAGUUAAUAAAUAUGCACUCAUUUUGGAAUACAUAU